CCUCAAUCCCCCACCACCUCCGGUCACCCGUCCAAUGCCCUCCUCGUCUAGGGACUCUCGUACUCGUCAUGCUCGCCGUCGUUCUCCUCGCUCCCCCCGUGGCCAGGUCGCCCGACAGGGCUCUCUCCUCGGCACCCUCAAAAACAUGAUUACCGCUCCUCUCACCUGGUUCUCCUCCCAGCCCGAGCUCGAAGACGCGGGAAGCAAGAGGAGACGCAUCCCGGAUCCCGUAGAUCGCGAUGAGGACGCAUAUGAGGACGAUCGCCCGAGUGCGAAGCGCAAACGGGUGGACAGCCCCGAGCCCGCCCCGCGCGCCCCCACGCAGCCCACGCGUACCAAUCAGGGCUACCUCGACAUCCCGGAGGGCUUUAUACCCAGACAAUCGGCCUCCCGGGCUCGCCUGAAGGCACCCGCAAUGCAAGCCCGGGCAUCGUCGUUCGCCCCGUCGAUUUCUGUCCCCGUGAUGGAGAACGUCCACCUCGCCCGUCGCACGGCCUCGCCGACCAUCAGCGCGUCGUUCUCUCAACCUGUUGCGAUCCAGCGCACCCAGUCCAUGGAUCCGCCGGCCUAUCGCCCGAUAUCGCUCUCCCGCGAUGUGUCGAUGGAGGGGGGACUGCCAGGUUCCGCCACCCGUGAGAUGUCGAUGGAGGGGGGACUACCAGGUUCCGCCACCCGUGAUGUCACUAUGUCGCCCACCCGCAACCGUUCGUUCCAGCUUCGUGCCAGGCACUCACUGACUCCUCAGCCGAGCGGACAGUCAUUUGGGCCCGCUCCUCAGCAGAGAGGCAGGGAUGCAUCUGAGCCGCCACCGCUUGCGUCACUCAUUUCCAAGCCGGUCUUCGUGAGGCCCCCACCGCAGCUCCAGCAAACUUACGUAGAGCAGCCGACUACCCUCGGCUCCCUGGCCGAAUCAAAGGGACACACGAGUCGUUCUCCUUUGCGCCAGCACAGCAGUCUGUAUUUUGGCACUCGCCCCGGCUCCAUCGCUGAAAGCAGCUCUACGUCGUACUUUGCCCAAGUGAAUGCCGCAGAGAAAGCGUUACACGACCUCGAUGUCUACAAGACGCCGCUCCUUCCGUCGCGUCUCCGCGGUUCGCAGACGAUCCCCGACAUGUUCAAGCCGAAGAAGUCACACGCGCCUGUCCUCAUGCGUAACGAGCGCGAGCGCAAGCCUCGUCUCGGCACGUCCGAGAAGCUGUCGGAGGACGAGCAGCCUACCGCCUCCAAGCCGUACGCAGGCCGCGGUGGAAUGAAGAAGAUGCUAGCGAAGCGCAAGAUGGAGGAGCGUGAGGAGCGCGAACGCGAGCGCGCUAGUGCUAUUGAGACCGACCAGGACGAAGAGGUUGAUGGUCCUCACAAACCUGCCCCUAAGCCUGUCGAGUCUGAGAAUAUACCGACGCAGAAGGCCGCGCCCCCAGUCACGCUGCCGGAAUCUGCACCCCCCAUGCGUCCUGUAGGAGGUCGUGAGCAGUCGUCGCUCCGUGUUGGCCGCACUCGCACUUCUCGCAACCAUAUUGCUCGCCCGAUCUCGAAGGCGAGCAACCGGUUCUCUGCUGCGUUCGACGAAGAUGAGGGCGACGAUGCGAUGUUCGACGAGAAUCGGGAGCAGGCCGCAGCCGAGGAGCCGAAGAAGCUGCCUACGCUCUUCGAGAGCCCCAAGGGCUUCACGUUCGCUCCGGAGAAAGCACCCGUCUUGCAAGACGCUGGGAAGGCGAAGGAGCCGCCGAUCCUUGCUUUGCCGUUCUCGCUCACCAAGCCCACUGCUGCGGCCCCGGCUCCUUUGGCCCAGCCGUUCUCGUUCGGUGAGCCCGCCAAGGCCCCUCAAUCUGCACUCUCGCCUCCUGCGAAGGAUGAGAAUGCGUCGCUGGCCGUUCCAGCGACCUCGCUGUUCCCGGCAGUGCCGUCCAUUUCGCUCAUACCGCCCAGUCCUGUUCCGCCGAAGCCCGAGACAGCAGCCUCCACCGGUGCACCGGCUAUCCCGAACUUCUUCGCUAACUCGUCCAUCUUCUCCAAACCGAAUGUCAAUAUCGCCCCGCCAACGCCGUCGGCAGUUGAGAGCAACGUACCUGAGAGUGCUAGUAAAACCGAGAGUGCCCCUGCAGCUCCCGCUCAGGCUGCUCCUCCUGUAGCUGCUACUCCGUUCUCAUUCGGCAACCCGGGUGGGUCGUCUUUGUUUGGCGGUAGCAACCAGCAGAAAGAAACGCCGAAGGAGGAGCAACCCAAACCCGCAGCACCCUCUCUCUUUGGGACUGGCAGCGCGUCCAGCCCUUUCUCGUUCGGAAGCAACUCAUCGAUCUCGUCGUCGAGCUCUUCUGUGCCCUCGUUCUUCGGGUCUUCCACAGCGCUCAAGGAGACCACCACGGCACAACCCGCGAGUUCGUUCUUCACUAGCCCACCUGCAACCACAGAAGCGCCCAAGACGGCUCCAGUCGUCCCUGCGCCGACGCCCGCUCCCGCAAGCACGCCCUUCUCUUUCGGCGCACCUGCGAAGCCCGCCGAGCCUCCCGCGCCUUCCACAAGUCCCUUCAGCUUCGGCGCUCCGCCCGCGAGUACGCCUGCUCCGGCGCCGGCCGUAUCUCCAGCGCCAUUCUCGUUCGGCGCGCCCAAAGUAGAGCCUGCCAAGGAACCUGCGCACAACACGCUUUUCGGCAGCAGCGAGCCCGCGAAGCCAUCGCUCUUUGGUGCGCCGGCACCCACCCCAUCGCCUUUCGGAGGUAGCCAGCCGGGCAGCGCUCACUCGGAGUCGGCGCCUAAGAGUCCCUUCACGUUCGGACAGCCUCCACCGACCAACACAACAGCCAAGAUCGAGGCACCGAAGCCGCUGUUCCCCUCAACGUCGUCUGGGGGCACUGGGGGAUUCUCCUUCGGUGCACCGACUGCUGCUGCGCCUCCAGCUGCGCCCGCGAAGUCUCCUUUCUCCUUCGGAGCUUCUCCCGCGACUCCUCCGGUCACCACUACUGAGAACAAGGUUGGCUUCACCUUUGGCGCACCAUCUCCUGCGCCUCAGGUGUCGGCGCCGACAACGCUUUUCGGUGGUCAUUCUUCGGGCAGUAACGGCGCUGAUGUAUCGCACAAGCCGUUCGGAUUUGGCGCCCCGGCGCGGCCUGCCACUCCCCCCAGGCAAGAGCAGGAGAUGCGCAUGGAGGAGAGCCCGAUCCGUGGGGGCGGUAUGGACAUGAAUGGACAUGACCAGCAACAGGGCCUGAAGCCAUCAACGGCUUUCUCGUUUGGCGCGCCUAGUGGCUCGUCUGGCGCCUCGCCGUUUGGGCAGCCCACUCAGCCCGCCGCAUCGCCGUUCUCAUUUGGUGCGAAGACAGAGCCCAAGCCGGAGACUAAGCCCGCCGCGCCGUUCUCCUUUGGUCAUAGCACGUCAUCAGGUGGCGGCUUCGGCUUUGGUCAGAAGCCUGCGGAGAGCACGCAGUCCCCCAUCUCCCCUGCGCCGUUUGGAUCGUCCACGCCGUUCGGUCAGGCUUCGAACCCGCCCCCGUUGACUACAUCUGGCUUCUCGUUCGGCGCUCAGAGCGCCCCUUCCUCAGGGUUCGGCCAGGCAUCCUCGACGCCCGCGAGCCCGUCGACGUUCGGUCAACCAGCACCGUUUUCGUUUGGCACCCCGACCUCCACCACCGCACCCUCAAACCCGUUCGCGUUCGGCAGCCAACCGGCGUCGCCCGCGACUGGUAACACAGGGCUGCCACAGCCGCCAGGGUCAUCCUCGGGCCCCGGUUUCGCAUUUGGACAGCCGAGUCCCGCGGCGUCGCAGUCCCCCGCAUCACCCUUCGGGGCCGCUCCUCCCGCGCCCGGCGGGGGCGUUGCCUUCACCAUGGGUUCUGCUGCCCAGUCCCAGGCCUCCGGUCCCCGCACCAUAAAGAAGCUCCCCACUCGCAGGGGUGGGCGCCAACGCUGAUAUCAUAUCUCGCUCUCUUUCAAGUUUCGUUCCGCGAUUUCCUUCUCGUUCUUACGUUAUUCUCCUUCUCCCUGUCAACCUCUCACAAGAACUCUCCACAUGCAUAACACCACACAUACAUACAUCGUAUACGCUAUACAUAGUCCGCCUCUCUUUUCUUGUCUUCCUAGCUUGCCAUCCCCAUCGUCCCGUCGUGCGUCACCCCGUCGUCCCUGUUGCCAGUUACCAUCACCAUCCCGUUUUCCAGAAGUUCCCCUUGUUCUUCCCCUCUCUCCUUUCUUUGUUUGUCUGCAUCACGUCGUCUGCUCGUAGUCUCAUCGGGUGAAUCCCGCUCAUCGAUCCGUCGUCAUCUGGCUGAAGGCCAACAUCUCAUGCACGUAGUAGCAUUGCAUCGCAUCGCAUCAUAGUAGCUAGUCAGUAGGUAGGUAGGUAGGUAGUUAGGUACAGGUUAUGUUAGAUAGCUGUCAUCUCGUCCGCACGCGUAUUUCUCGGGCUGAAGGCCCAUCAUCAUCAUGCAUCGCGUAGUAGUAUAUCAUUGCACAUCCCCGCGCGGACUUGGUGUACAUAGUAGGAGGCCGGUUGGGCGUCUCAGAUAUGUAUCCUCGUUUCUCC
Messenger RNA from Trametes versicolor FP-101664 SS1, 4516 nucleotides. RefSeq lists its product as uncharacterized. Lineage: Eukaryota; Fungi; Basidiomycota; Agaricomycetes; Polyporales; Polyporaceae. The transcript has 4 exons. The coding region runs from base 35 to 3904 and encodes 1289 amino acids. The record is from RefSeq and is a predicted model, not a curated record.